Seminavis robusta is the source of this 1449-nucleotide messenger RNA. The record is from the annotation of a GenBank genome assembly. NCBI's taxonomy places the organism in Eukaryota, Bacillariophyta, Bacillariophyceae, Naviculales, Naviculaceae.
AUGAGCAACGAGCCAACACACGACCGUGUCCAAAAACAGAACGGAUCUAUCAAUAAUGGAUUGGAUCCAUUCAUUGAGUUACUUGAAAAUAACCGCAAGUUGGCACGGAAAGAAUUCACUCCACUUCGAACGUUCAUCUUGGCAGGCAGGCCUCUCCACGAGAUUGAAAGGGUCUACACUACCAACAGAAAUGCUCUGACUGAGCAGACUAUCAUCGAGGCGUGCAAGUACGGUGUGAGCAGCAACGUAAUCAAAUUCUUGGCUCAGAAGUUGGAGAUUUCAUUGACUAUUAAUGAGUUUCUAGACGCCUGCAAGUAUGUGACAGACUCAUCAGUGGUGGACGCUUUGAAAGCCAAUACAAAUGCAAACUACCUUUGUCUAGGACAAGGCCGCAAAAUCGAUCUUGAGCGCGUUAUGAGGUUCAAUCAAAUUCUCCCAGAAGUGAGAACUCUGGAGUCUCGUUGUAGGAAAUGGACAACAGAGGCAUUGUUUGAGGUGCUCCGAGUUGUCUUUAGGAGCAAAAAGUUGCGGUCCAUUCGAUUCCAAUCAUUCUCCCCUUACAAACUUGAAAACUGCAACACACAGGUGAUGUCUUCACAAAUCCAAAACUUGGUUGCAUCCCUAAGUGCUGCGCAGUCAGAAAGCCAAGGUUGUGGAGUGGAGAGUGUGAACAUGACACUGCCUGAACCCCAGACGAACAUUGAUUCGACACUACUCCUUUUUUGGAUGGUGCAUUUGCCUUCUCUCCAGAAUUUGACCAUACGCUCAGGUCUCUUCAGAGCACAAGAUGUAGAUGUUAUACAGCGCAUUGUGCGGUGUGGGAGAUUGCGUGAUCUGAAGGUCUGUGGGACUGCUGAUGAUGCAAAAGGUUGGCUCCCUGUGAUUAAUGCUCUUCGAAACAAUUCACAUCUAGAAAGGCUGCUUAUUCAUGACAGAGAAAUUGGCAACACUGCGACCGAUCGACUUGAGCGCAUCAUUCAAACUUCUAACUGCACAUUGGUUCAAGUCAGUAAUCGUACAUGUUGCUGUGUAGUGGAACCUUUUUGUGAGUGCCCGGAUCCUUGGGCUUCUUUGAAGCUGAAGUACUUUUUGGGACUCAACAAAGCUGGGCGAGGACGCAUAAGGAAGUCCAGUGAAAAUGGGUUGAGUCUCAAUGAGUUUGUGGCAAUGCUGGCAUCUGUUAAUGAGGUUUCCAAAGGAGAGUGUAUGAAGAAACGUAGAGAGCUAGCCAAGAAAAACUCUACAAUGCUUCAAUAUGGGCUCUUGCGAGAGUUGCCAGGGCUUUGGAGUACCGUAAAGCUUGCUCGUGGUGCCAGCCGACGUCGCAUACCGGCACGUUUCUGCGGUAGAAAGCGGAAGAGGAGCGAUGAUGGCCUCCUCGAGACGGACCUCCAAGCUGUCGAGGCGGGACCCACAGCGGUCGUGAGGCAGCUCCAGGGCAAUCUGUGA